GUUUACUCGUGUGUAUGCGUAUUGUUACUUUUGCAAUGGUGUUUUUUUGUCUUGGUGAGUAAAUGUUUUGUGAAUGGAGCUUUUAAGUAACCUACUUACGAAGGCUUAUUGGUUCAUGUGUAUGGAGGUUUACUCGUGACAAAAGAUCGAAACUUGUUCGAAAGAUUACUAAAAUUCUUCUAAACAAAUUCGAAGGUCCCUUCUACAGGUAGACAUGUGUGCCGCGGGAAAAACAACAGAGAUACAUCCUUGAGUUUGCGAAAACCCACACAUGGGAUCCUUUGAUAACGGGACUGUUCAAGCUUAUUUUGAGGAAAUCUGUCAAAAGCGGAUCAAAGACAUGGUUAGCACUGUGAGGACUAGUCGAGUUCAACCAAACUGGAUUUGAAACACUCUCUGGAGAACGAUGGAGGAUUACUGGACACUGAAGAAGCACAACAAAAGAGUAAAACCUACUCUGAUGCCCAUAUGUCUGACCGUAACGGCCUAGGUCCUCACGUCCACCUCUCAGGGCCAAAGUCGUAUUGACAGCUUCAAGACGAAAUGGUUGAGGAAUUGGGAAGAGAAGUUCGACUUGGUGAGGUUUUUAUCAAGGCACAUACAAAGCCUGAUAGUACAUAUGUUGAUUGGAAGGCAGAGAAGAUUGCAGAAACAAAUGAGAAGACUGUUCAAGAGAGGUUGUCUCAGCUCGAGGCAGAGUCUUUUGCUGUGUCAGAUGGAGAAUCACGGCCACGGGACCUCACAACAAAAGAAUAUACAGAUAUUUUCCUUGAGUCCACUGAGAAGGAUUCAAGAGGAACACCUUAUGGAGUUGGAAGCCUUAAGGACUGCCUUGUCAAUGGAACGCAUAAGCAAGCAUGUGGCUUUUCUACCUUUGUGGCUCUCGAAGAACAGUUGAAGGAAGCUCAACGCAUGAUAGAAGAACAGGCUGCUCAACUGCAGCGGCGUGAUGCAGAAAUUGCUGCGCGUGAAGCUGAGCAAUCCAAAGUUAUUGCUGCCCAGAAGGACAAGAUUGACCAAUUCUCCAUAUUGGAGGAGUUUCUGAGAGAAUGUGAUCCACGGUUUCAGAAUUUCGUUUGCAAGCCAUUCAGCUAAAGAGACAACCACAUAACCUCUUCCCCAAAAUGAUCCAACUCCAACUCCAUCAACAUCAACAU
Messenger RNA from Camelina sativa (false flax), 1157 nucleotides. NCBI's taxonomy places the organism in Eukaryota, Viridiplantae, Streptophyta, Magnoliopsida, Brassicales, Brassicaceae. The record is from RefSeq and is a predicted model, not a curated record.